This is a messenger RNA of Bolinopsis microptera, 1856 nucleotides long. Its product is annotated as carboxypeptidase D-like. The record is from RefSeq and is a predicted model, not a curated record. The coding region runs from base 634 to 1626 and encodes 330 amino acids. Lineage: Eukaryota; Metazoa; Ctenophora; Tentaculata; Lobata; Bolinopsidae. The transcript is spliced from 12 exons. Gene Ontology annotation, molecular function: metallocarboxypeptidase activity; zinc ion binding. Gene Ontology annotation, biological process: protein processing; peptide metabolic process.
AGGGAGAGGCUGAUACAACUGCAGAUAAAGUGCGUAAAGUCAUUAUAGCACUUUAUAGGUUAUAAUAGGGACAUGUUAUGACACUGAUUACUGCUGCCCUAGUUUUUCUUGCUGUCGUCAGGAGCAAUGCUUUCGAGUUUUGGGAUCCUGCUGAAGAAUACCCUGGCCUGAAUAACUACUUUGACAAUGAUUUCAUUGGCAGUAGUUUUUCUGACCUGCAAAAAGAUUAUCCCAACUUAGUGAAGAUCUCAUCUCUUGGAAAGACACCGGGGGAAAAUGAAAUGCAUGAGAUAACGAUUACAAGUGACGUAUCUUCUUGGCAGACAGCCAACAAGCCUAGUGUUAAGUAUGUCGCAAACAUGCAUGGUAAUGAAAUACGUGGCCGAGGUUUACUUAUGAAGCUAGCUUACUUCUUGUCAACACAAUAUGACUCUGAUCAAGAUGUGAGGGAUAUUUUGGACGCUACUGUCUUUCAUCUGAUCCCAACCAUUAACCCUGACGGUUUUGAUGAAGCCUAUCCGAGUUGUUCCGGUGUUAGGGGCAGAUACACGAGUGAUGGUACCGAUAUGAACAGGGACUUCCCAUCGCAUUGGUUUAGUGGCGUACGUGUCAAGACCUGCCGAGGAAACGCAAAUGAUUAAGGAUUACGCUAAGAAAGUGCCCGCUGUGAUGGGCAUCAGUUUUCACGACGGAGCGCUGGUAACAAACUAUCCUUGGGACGGAGUACCGGACAUUAAUUCUGGAAUAUAUGCAGCUUCACCCGACGACUCUCUCUUUAUUAGCAUGGCCAAGACGUACUCCCUUAAUCACAAACAAAUGUACAAACCCUCGGCGCAGUGCGGUCACGACGAUUUUAAGGACGGUAUAACCAACGGGAACAAGUGGUACAAGGUUUACAACGGAAUGCAGGAUUGGAACUACUUUUACAACGACUGCUUUGAAGUUACUAUUGAACUGGGUUGUUGCAAAUACCCAACCGACGCUGCCUCAACAUACAGCAAUGUUUGGUCGGAUAAUUUCGACAGUAUAUUGGCCUUCAGCAAGCUCGCAAACUACGGUAUCAAGGGUCGAGUCACAGACUUCAAGGGAAGCCCUAUGACAGGUGUGACUAUAACGGUAUCUGGGGUAAGUAAGACCAUCAAAGUGAGGCACCCGGAGGGGUAUUUCUGGAGACCACUUCUAAAAGGAACGUACAACAUCUCCGCGUCUAAACCCGGCUACUACCCUCUCAGCCGCAGGAAUAUUGAGGUGAUGGAGAACGAGUCGACGGUGGUGCCUUUUAUCCUGAUAGCUAAAAACCCAUCACAAGGACAUUUCCGUGACGAAGCAAGAAAGGAAAAUAACACGAAUGAACAAAAUUCGUCCGUUGAGGAUGAAAAUACCGAAAGAGAGGACGAAAAUGAAAAUGUUGAGGACAAUGAAAGUAUAGACAAAUCUAAGAAUAUGGACGGAAAUAAAGAUGUAGACGAAAAUGAUAGUGUGGACGAUAGCGAAAAUGUUGACUACAAUGAUAUCGGAGACGGUACUGGAAAUGGUAGUGCUAGGAUAGGAGAGGGCCCUGAAGAGAAGGUCCUGGAGGGGAGCCUGAGUUUGCUGUUGAUCCUACAGAUUUUCCUCCGGAUAUAGUUGACUUAAAAGGUGAAGAAACAGACGGAACAGAAAAUGAAAACCAGAUGUCUGUGUGGACGGAUCUACCCCCACCAGCUGUAAGAAGUAAAUUCACUCGGCCCCACUCCUUCUCCCUACCUCUCACCACCACCUCCUCUCCCUUCUCCCCUAGUAACCUCUACUCUAGUCCCUUCACCACUGUUAUUAUUGACACUGUUCUACGAAAUGUAAGGAUCAUCCUUCAUCUG